Molecule: messenger RNA, 462 nt
Organism: Anisakis simplex (herring worm)
Lineage: Eukaryota; Metazoa; Nematoda; Chromadorea; Rhabditida; Anisakidae
Source: the annotation of a GenBank genome assembly
AUGAAGGAGCUAGAGCGGUUGGAGGCUGAACGACGUGCUAAAGAGAGACAAGAGGAUGAGAGACGUAUUGCUGAAAUUCGUGAGCAUGAGAGACGUAACGCAGAAUUGCGCGAAAAGGAGAGACGUGAGGCAGUUGAACGUGAGGCGUUACGCCGUCGUGAGGAUCGACGAAGCCGUGAUAAACUCGAUCAGUUGGCUCGUGAAAUCGAGGAGAAGGAGAAAAUGGAAGCCGAGAAGCGACGUCUACUGUCGCAAUUAGAUGCCGAUAACAGACGUCGUGAUACGCUCACAUCGCACGAGACACUCGAAAAACUCACUAAAGCUCCAUAUUUUUCAAGAGAAAACCUAUCGCAACCAUUUGGAUCGCGUGAAAAUCUGGAUGAUGUGACCACAAAGGUUGAACGACAAGUCAUCGAGAGAGUUGAUCGAACCUAUUGGGCUGAUGAGCCAAGGUAUUUUUAA